Molecule: messenger RNA, 1047 nt
Organism: Symbiodinium sp. CCMP2456
Lineage: Eukaryota; Dinophyceae; Suessiales; Symbiodiniaceae
Source: the annotation of a GenBank genome assembly
GCAACCGCACUGCCUUGGCUGGGUUGGCUCCUGCUAUCCUGCGUCGGCAUCCUGGAUUUCUACGAAGGGAAAUCGUGGAAGAUCCUGGCAUGCGGCUGCCUGGCAAUGCAGAUGAUGAGUAGUCUCGGCUCGGCUUUGGUCCUCAGCACCUGGCACGGCAAGGAGAUGGAGCCCCUUGUCUCGACCGAGCUCUACUUGCUGGGCGCGCUGAUGGCAGCUGUGAGCCUCCGCAGGUCGAAGAUCGGAAACCUCCUCGGGCCCACAGAACACCUGCUGGACGACUACGCAGCUGAGUGCGAUUUCUUGGAUGAGUGGAGAAAGCUCUCACGGCUCCGGCUGCUGCAGAUUUGUGGUGGUUUCGUGCUGAUGUUGAGCAGCCGCACAUCGGCCUUGCUGCUGACGUCACAUCCCAGCCACGGGAAGCUUACGCAAGAUCUUGCACAGGAUGUCGUUACGAUCACAGCUUUUGCGGCCAUGGCCGUGUGCUUCUGCGCCGCUUGCUACUGCACGCUUCACAUCACAGCUGGCCUGGAGCUGGCAGUCGACAGCUUUGCGGUGCGUUGCUUUAAGACGGCUGAUAUGGAGGCCGCCGUGCUGGAAUGGAAUGUGGUGCAGGCAACCUUGCGGCAGACUUCCUGCAAGCUCAGCGAGUUUCUGGCGGUGCUGGCUUCCUCGUGCAUCAUCUCUAUGAUCUUGUUUGCCUACCAGGUCGUUUCCUUAAGCCUCUCCGGCCAUGGAACUGCCUUCCUGGACCUGGGGCUGUGGCUGGGAUGGCUCUAUCCUCCCGUGCUGCUCUUCCUCUACAGCCUCACCAGUGCCGCAGCCGUCACAGAGAAGGUGGACCGACUCGCACCACUAGUGAACUCAUGGGCAUUCAAGAGUGAUGAAGUCUUGGAUGAAUCCCGCCAGUAUCUUGUCCAGUACAUACUGCAGAGCCGCGCAGGCUUCUACACCAGAGGAAUCCGAGUCUCCGCAUCCAACGUACAGAAGAUUUGCUACUACUUUGCAGCCGGGUCCUUUGGUCUGCUUGCGAACUUCUGGCAGUAA